AUGUCUCAAAAGAAAAAAACAUCACAGUAUCGAAAUUUUGAUUUGUUCUCUUUGGGGUGCAUGUUCAUGAGAAUGUUAACCAAUUGUUCAUUGAGACUUGUUCUUUGGAGUUUAAAUACAUUUCAUCAAGAUUUAUAUGGAACUCAAGAUGACACAGCUGAUGACUGGAAUUAUUUUUCAGAUUAUGGAUCUUAUUUUCAUGUGGUUGUUGCAACUUCACAUGGAGAAUCCAAAUUACAUCAUGCACUUUACAAAGAAUUGGACAAACACAUUGAUCCAUCAUGGAAAGUGAAUGAUAUUCUUGGAAGAUGUUUGAUGACCAUGAUUCAGAAAGAUAUUGAAACUCGAAGAGAUUGUGUGAAAUAUAUUCCAAUUUUGAAAAUUGUGAAACAAUCACUUGAAAAAGACCACAACCCAGAUUUUUCAACUCUUGGUUUGAGUAUAUUGAAAGAAUAUCAACCAUCAUUUAUUGAAAAGAUGCUGGAGGAGAACAAAACAUUGAAACAAGAAAAUGCCAACUUGCUCCAACUUAAGGACAAGUACAGUAAUAAGAUCCAAAAUCUCUUUUCAGCGUAUGAAUACGAUAGGAUUUCAAUAAAUAUUCUCAAUACGCUACUAUUUCAGAAUUGCUUCUUAUACUAG
Messenger RNA from Naegleria lovaniensis, 642 nucleotides. RefSeq lists its product as uncharacterized. Bases 1 to 642 code for a protein of 213 amino acids. Lineage: Eukaryota; Heterolobosea; Eutetramitea; Acrasida; Naegleriidae. The transcript has a single exon. The record is from RefSeq and is a predicted model, not a curated record.